Acinonyx jubatus (cheetah) is the source of this 1457-nucleotide messenger RNA. RefSeq names its product deoxyribose-phosphate aldolase (gene DERA). Gene Ontology annotation, cellular component: cytoplasm. Gene Ontology annotation, molecular function: deoxyribose-phosphate aldolase activity. Gene Ontology annotation, biological process: carbohydrate catabolic process; deoxyribonucleotide catabolic process. The coding region runs from base 432 to 1280 and encodes 282 amino acids. Lineage: Eukaryota; Metazoa; Chordata; Mammalia; Carnivora; Felidae. The transcript is spliced from 11 exons. The record is from RefSeq and is a predicted model, not a curated record.
GGAGGAGGUGAGCUGGGCGUUGAGGAGCCUGCGACUGCUGCUGUGGCCCGCGCCAUGUCCGCUCGCAACUUGGGCACGGAGCUGGAUGAGGAACCCUGUCAGAGAAAUGCUGUUGGGACUCUGCUGAUGAGUCAUGGGCAUAAACACCAUCUGUGGAUGCUGUAGAAUCCCUAUUCACAGAUCAAAACCUUUUCCUUUACUCAGUCUUUGAUUCUUGGCAUCAUGCCAGAAAGUUGACCUUAAGUAAAGUCUCCAGUCUUCUAGAUGUGCUGCUGUGAAACCCUGCCUGCAGACAGGAGUAGCCUUCUCUGUGAGAAUUGGACGGGAACCAGCUUCCCUAGAGAGCUGACACAGACCUUAGCUGGAUCUCCAAAAUACAAGUGAAUCAACCAGCAGUUCUGAGGCGUGCAGAGCAAAUCCAGGCUCGCAGAAUGGUGAAAAAGGAGUGGCAAGCUGCUUGGCUCCUGAAAGCUGUUACCUUUAUAGAUCUUACUACACUCUCAGGUGAUGACACAUCUUCCAACGUUCAAAGGCUUUGUUAUAAAGCCAAGUAUCCAAUCCGGGAAGAUCUUUUGAAAGCUUUAAAUGUGCAUGAUAAAGGCCUUACUACAGCCGCUGUUUGUGUUUAUCCCGCACGAGUGUGUGAUGCUGUGAAAGCACUGAAGGCAGCCGGCUCCACCAUCCCAGUGGCUUCGGUGGCCACUGGCUUUCCAGCUGGACAGACUCAUUUAAAAACGCGAUUGGAAGAGAUCAGAUUGGCUGUGGAAGAUGGAGCUACGGAAAUUGAUGUGGUAAUUAACAGGACCUUGGUGCUGACAGGCCAGUGGGAAGCCCUGUAUGAUGAGAUUCGUCAGUUUCGCAAGGCCUGUGGGGAGGCUCAUCUCAAAACCAUCUUAGCAACAGGAGAACUUGGAUCUCUUACUAAUGUCUAUAAAGCCAGUAUGAUAGCAAUGAUGGCAGGAUCAGAUUUUAUUAAGACCUCUACUGGAAAAGAAGCAGUAAAUGCCACUUUCCCGGUAGCUAUAGUAAUGCUACGGGCCAUUAGAGAUUUCUUCUGGAAAACUGGAAACAAGAUCGGCUUUAAACCAGCAGGAGGCAUCCGCAGUGCAAAGGAUUCCCUUGCCUGGCUCUCUCUCAUAAAAGAAGAGCUAGGAGACGAAUGGCUGACGCCAGAACUCUUUCGAAUAGGUGCCAGUACUCUGCUUUCUGACAUCGAGAGGCAGAUUUACCAUCAUGUGACUGGAAGAUAUGCAGCCUAUCACGAUCUUCCUAUGUCCUAAAUCAGACUGAUUCCAGAAAAGUUCUUUACAACGAUGUUUAAAAUGUGUUUUUCUACAUAACUGCUAAAAUUAUUUAGUUAAAAUAUGAGGGAACGAAUAGGUAACUGAUGGUUUUUUUUUUUUCCCUUCAAGCUUUCACUGAAUUUAAUUCAAAAAAUAAAAGGAAAAAACAACUAA